Candidula unifasciata is the source of this 870-nucleotide messenger RNA. Lineage: Eukaryota; Metazoa; Mollusca; Gastropoda; Stylommatophora; Geomitridae. The record is from the annotation of a GenBank genome assembly.
AUGUUGUUGGAUGUGCUGACAGUUGACAGUGACAGGCUCAUUGUGACAAGUGACAGAGAUGAAAAGAUCCGGAUCAGUGGUUACCCAGACGGCUACAACAUCCAGGCUUACUGCCUCGGCCAUACACAGUUUGUUAUUUCCCUCGCCUAUGACGAACGCAGGAAGUGGCUGAUAUCGGCAUCAGGGGAUGCCACCCUGCGUGUGUGGACUUUGAGUGGCAAGGAACUAUGCUGCAAGAGCGUAUUGUCGGAUAUCCCAGCAAUAGAGACGGUGUCUGGUAUGAAAGUGGACAACACAGAUGAUGCGCUCCCUGUAGAUGUGGGGAGUAACAGACAGGAUGUUCCGUUGUCAUUGGAGAGAGGCAAAGACAGACAGACAUCCAGGAUUGCCAUUCAACAGAUUUGUUACUGCUCGGACUGUCAGCUGUUGUUUGUGGCUAUUUACAAGUCCCCUGACAUUCUGGUGUACAGACUGCUCACAACAGAACACAGUGAGAGUGUGAGUCUACAGUUCAUGUCCAGGCUGAGUGGUGAGGGGCACAUUGCCAGUAUGUGUGUAGGACGAUGUGUGCUGUGGACAGUCAGGCAAGGAACACAACAGCUGAGUCUUGCAGCCUUCCAGGUGGAGAAUCUCAGUGAUGCAGUUAAGCUGGUGCCGGUGUCUGACAGCAGACCAACCGAGGCGACAGUCUUGAAGACAUUGUCCAGCCAGCCAGAUCUGCUGCAAGCACCCUCACAACCGCUGGACCUGAUCCCGUCGCUGUGGAAAACACCAUUCCAGGAAAAUCUUAAGUAUGAGAACAACCCGAAACGACAUAAUGAGAAUGGAAGCAAGAAACCAAACAAGAAACAGAGAAAGUUAAAGCAGUAA